AAUUUAGCAACAUUUAUCAUGGACUACAGUGAAAUACUUGAUUUCAGUGACAAGGGGGAGACCAAACUGGAGAUUUUAAAGUUUAACUAUAAUUGGUAUGAAGAGGUAGAAAGGCAAGAGAGAUUGGAGGCAAUGGAGAUACAGGAAAAAGAAAGAAAGAAGACUGUGAAAACUUUAAUGCGAAAAGUUCACCAAGAAAUGAUUGACGUGAUAUCCAAAAAGUCAAAAGAGAUGGACAAAAUAAGAUCCGAUGUGACCAGAAAGAGGGAGGAAAUGGCAAUAGUACACAGAGAACUAAAGGACACCAUAACCAGAAAAUCCAGUGAGAUGCGAAAAUUACAGGAUGAUAUAAUGCGGAAAAGGGAGAUAAUGGGAGAUAUCCACAGAGAGCUAAUGAACGUUAUGAAACGAAAGUCAAGCGAGAUGAGCAAACUUCAUGCUGCCAUGGUGCAGAAAAGUGAAAUGAUGAAGGAAAUCCAUAAAGAACUGAUGGUAUGUGGUACUCACUAA
This is a messenger RNA of Saccostrea cuccullata (small rock oyster), 510 nucleotides long. RefSeq lists its product as uncharacterized. The record is from RefSeq and is a predicted model, not a curated record. The transcript has 6 exons. The coding region runs from base 19 to 510 and encodes 163 amino acids. NCBI's taxonomy places the organism in Eukaryota, Metazoa, Mollusca, Bivalvia, Ostreida, Ostreidae.